AAACCAGUCGAUCGAAUCUGAACCGGAAUUGGCCGGUUUGGAUAAAACGACCCAGUUUCGCGCUUAAGGGGAGAAACAAAACGCGCUUCUCCAUCUCCUUCCUUAUUCCUUCGAGCAGAACACGCCCUGCCUCAACCCGGGAAAAACCCUAGCCGCCACCACCGCCGCAGGGAGGAGCCGUGUUUGCCGCCGUCCGUCGCUGUCAGGCAUCCUGAGUUUCGUUAUAAAACAGAGUUUCAGAGUCAUGAGCCUGAGUUUGACGAUCUUAAGAGCUUGGAAAUAGAAGAGAAAAUCAACAAAAUCAAAUGGUGCCAAACAGCUAAUGGUGCUCUGUUCCUUCUAUCUACAAAUGAUAAAACCAUAAAAUUUUGGAAGCAAUGUUCCCUCAGCAUUAGGCCAUUAGCCCUAAUCACUGUUCUCUCUCUUUCUCCCAACGCCGACAUCAUUCCUUCAUUCAUACACACUACUCAAAAGAUAAUGCCGUCGGAAAUUGUUGCCGCCGAUUUGUUCCUCCGGUGACCAUACUCCAACGCCGGUGAACAUUCUCAUAAAACAAACAGAGAAAGGAAGAAAUCUGAGACUCAGAAAGGAAAAUGAAAAGGCAGGAAACACUUCUCACUGUGUCGAAGAAAAAAUCCGAAGAAGAUAAUGAAGAAGGAAACGACGUCAUCCAGCUCGUGGUGGUUUCACCGCCGUGCCGGUCGCCUCGAGCACCGCCAGGGUCACGGCGCGCGACGUUCACUGACUCCGGAAACCAAGUAAGAAGAAAAAGAAGAAUGAGUAAAGAGGAACUAGGUACUUUCUCAACGAUGGAUCCUUGGGAUAUGAUAAAUCGUUGGGAUAUGAUAGAUCCUUUGGAUAUGAUAGACCUGGAUGCGGACGUGAGUAAUAAUCAACCACGUCAUCCACAGCCGGAUAGAAGGAAUAUGGUAGAGCAGUGUGCCAUUGACGUGGGUGGCAAUCAACCACCUCAGCUACAGCCUCCGCCUCAGUCUCAGCCUCCGCCCCAGCCGGAUGUAAGAGAGAUUACAGUAGCUCAGUUUUUCAGUGACACGUGUGGUUAUCAACCACAUCAGUCUCACCCUCGAUAUGGUUGUUGCUGAGUGUUUGCCGGAAGCUCAGCCUCAGCCUCAGCCUCAGCCUCAGCCUCAGCCUCAGCCUCAGCCUCACCCUCAGCAGUUUCUUGCUGACGUGUGUGGUUAUCAACCACCUGAGUCUCAGCCUCAGCCUCAGCAGUUUCUCACUGACAUGUGUGGUUAUCAACCACCUUGGUCUCAGCCUCAGCCUCAGCCUCAGUCCCACCCUCAUCCUCAGCAGUUUCAGCAGUUUCUUGAUGACGUGUGUGGUUAUCAACCACCUGAGUCUCAGCUUCAGCUCCAACCUAUGCAACCUCAGGUCUGGACUUGGGAGGAGAACAAAGCCUUUGAGUCAGUUAUUGCCAAUUGUUUUCAGUAUGCUCAACACAACAUCGCUGCUCGUUUCCCUGGAAAGACCCCGGCGCAACUGCAAGAACGCUUCAAGAAGCUGAUGAAGGACAUCAAUGUCAUCCAUAACGGUUAUACUGCAAACACUCCUCUGAAUGCUGCUGCAUCUGAGAACAUGACUAUGACAAUGGCUGCUCCUACCACCACAUUGGAACACAACCCUGUCUCCAUCCCCAUCAUCAAUGCAACAACAACAACCCCACCACCACCGCCUUAUAACACUGAUCAUCAACAUCACAAGGCGGAGGUAGUUGCGGCCGCAGCACCAAUGGAGGCAGCAACAAGGGAACAAAUGCCAACACUAACAAUACAAAGAAAUAUUCUCGGUGGACUGAAGAUGAGCAAAGGAUGUAGUUGUUUCUAAGGAGGUGAAGCAAGCAUAAACUGUUCGAGGAGGCAGCAGUUAAUGUGUUGUCCACUGCUGCACCUGUAACGGAUUAUACACAUGUUUAUAAAGGGUAUAUGGGCAACAAGUGUAUUCUCUUUUGUGUUGUUUUGGGUUUUUGGUUAUAUAAAAUUUAUUUUGGUUUUUGACCGUAUCUUUGGUUCGGGUAAGCCAAGAACUAAUCCAUUGCAAUGUACAAUAAGCUAAUAACUAGAACAACCUAAAUUAAUUUGUGAUAUGAACUAAAAUUAAGUUGUUUUAUUGAAUUUUUUUAUAAUUAACCUACUAUUUUAAAUAAAAAUAAAUGAGUACGACCUCGAAACCAAAUAGUAAAAAUUGUUAUUCCACCUCAAUUCUUCAUUUUA
Messenger RNA from Arachis ipaensis, 2234 nucleotides. RefSeq lists its product as uncharacterized. The record is from RefSeq and is a predicted model, not a curated record. Lineage: Eukaryota; Viridiplantae; Streptophyta; Magnoliopsida; Fabales; Fabaceae.